This is a messenger RNA of Aspergillus tubingensis, 2664 nucleotides long. RefSeq names its product putative SNF2 family helicase/ATPase PasG. The record is from RefSeq and is a predicted model, not a curated record. Gene Ontology annotation, biological process: lymphocyte proliferation; negative regulation of gene expression via chromosomal CpG island methylation; pericentric heterochromatin formation. The transcript has 4 exons. Gene Ontology annotation, cellular component: nucleus; pericentric heterochromatin. Lineage: Eukaryota; Fungi; Ascomycota; Eurotiomycetes; Eurotiales; Aspergillaceae. Gene Ontology annotation, molecular function: ATP binding; ATP-dependent chromatin remodeler activity; chromatin binding. The coding region runs from base 1 to 2664 and encodes 887 amino acids.
AUGUCGAAUCCAGAUACUCCCAUCACCGGGACCGAUUCCCUUGAUGAAUUCGCCCCACGAUCAGGCUCUUCGCAGGCGUCCACGCCGAUGACAGAUGGACCCGACCAAGACCAGAAGACCACGCCGCAGGAUAAGAUGGAUUUAUCGGAGGAUAUUGAGGGGAUGGAUGUGAAGGCGAAGGCGCUGAUGCAUCUUCUUAACACCAGUGAGGUCUUCGUUGCGAUCAUGGCGGAUAAAAUGAAGAAACAGCAGGAAGAGGCGAGACUUGAAGCAGCCAAGCAGCAACAGCAAGGGAAAAAGACUGAAACCAAACCCAAGGGUGCUAGCGAGCCGGUUGGACGGCGACAGACACGCACGAGUGCAAGGCAGUCCGCUGCCACCACAACGGAAGCUGCCGCUGAAGAAGGGAAGAAGGAGGAAGAACAGGAAACCACUAAGACCAGGAGAGGCCGGGGAAGGAAGCCUGCUUCUGCGGCUGCGAAUGGCAACACCAUCUCCAGCUACUUCAAGAAGGCGGAUGUGAAGGUCGAUGAGGAUAAGCCGACGGUUCAGGAAGCUUUGGAGCAUGCUGCAGAUGAGUAUGAAGCGAAUCCAACGGCAUUGGGUGGUCAGGAACUGGUUGCUACCCAGCAACCGGAGUUGGUGACGGGAGGGAAGAUGAAGAAGUAUCAAUUGGAGGGACUGGAGUGGCUUAAGUCGCUGUGGAUGAAUGGACUAUGUGGCAUUCUGGCCGAUGAGAUGGGCCUUGGGAAGACCGUUCAGGCUAUCUCACUAAUCGCUUUCUUUAAGGAGAAGAAUGUCUCUGGCCCUUUCCUGAUUGCUGCUCCCUUGAGCACGGUGAGCAAUUGGGUGGACGAGUUUGCAAAGUGGACGCCUGGAAUUAAGACCGUCUUGUACCAUGGGACAAGGGAUGAACGUGCAACAUUAAGGAGGAAGUUCAUGAACAUGAAGGACCAGAGGAGUGCGGAUUUUCCUGUCGUCUGCACUUCCUAUGAAAUCUGCAUGAACGAUCGAAAGUUCCUCGCGCAAUAUCAGUGGCGGUAUAUCAUUGUGGAUGAAGGACAUCGCUUGAAGAACAUGAACUGCAAACUGAUCAAGGAAUUGCUCACCUACAACUCGGCCAACAGGCUCCUCAUCACGGGCACACCGUUACAGAACAACAUCACAGAACUUUGGUCACUACUGCACUUCCUCUUACCUGAGAUCUUCAAUGAUCUCAACAGCUUCCAGGGUUGGUUUGACUUCUCGUCCAUGCUGGACAACAAUGGUCAGACGGAUGUCAUGGAACGUCGAAAGCGCACGCUGGUCUCCACGAUGCACUCGAUCUUGAAGCCUUUCCUCCUCAGACGUGUGAAGACCGAUGUUGAGACGUCCCUUCCCAAGAAGCGGGAGUACAUCCUAUAUGCGCCGUUGACAGCAGAACAGAAAGACCUUUAUCGUGAGAUUCUCAACGGCACUGGUCGCCAGUACCUCGAGGAAAAAGCCACGGAACGUCUCAUGGCUAAGAGUGGAAGGCCGUCACGAUCUCAGAGCCUGAAACGCAGCGCUGAUACCAGCGAAGCUUCAUCACCGAACAAGAGUCUCAAAUCUAGCCGCUCAUCCACACCAGCCAGUGCAGCAUUGCCCACCUCCCGCAGACGCGGCAAGGUGUCGAGCUACAAGGAGCUGAGCGACCGCGAAUUCAACUCUAGACUUCGCAGACUCGAGCAAGGCUUAGAAGAAGAUCUGGACAUCGCUGAACAACCCAGCGAGACAGAACAGGAGGAGCAAGAGAGAGCCAAAACCAUCCGGCUUGCCAAGAAAGAAAUCGCUCAAAAGAAGAUGCAAAACCCCAUCAUGCAAGCCCGACUUGCCUGCAACUCCCCACAUAACUUCUACUGGCCAUGGAUGGACGAUCCAACCUCCAUCGACGAAACCCUCGUCACAGCCUCGGGCAAAAUGCUCCUCCUAGACCGACUAGUCCCCUGCCUUCUCAGGAAGGGCCACAAAAUCCUCAUCUUCUCCCAAUUCAAAACCCAGCUCGACAUCCUCCAAGACUGGGCCACGCAACUCCGCUCCUGGAACUGCUGCCGCAUCGACGGCGCCGUCAGCCAAGAAGAUCGCCGCGCGCAAAUCAAAGCCUUCAACACCGACAAAAAUUACAAGCUCUUCCUCCUCAGCACCCGCGCCGGUGGCCAAGGAAUCAACCUCAUGGCUGCCGACACCGUCAUCCUCUUCGACUCCGACUGGAAUCCGCAGCAGGAUCUGCAGGCGCAAGACCGCGCCCACCGAAUCGGGCAAACGAAACCGGUCAUUGUCUAUCGCCUCGCGACAAAGGGAACUGUGGAGCAGACGCUGCUCGAGAAAGCGGACUCGAAGCGUCGUCUCGAACGGUUGGUUAUUCAGAAAGGCAAGUUCCGGAGUCUGUUGGACUCUGGUGGACUUAGCUCCAAUGAUGUUGAUGAUUUGAAGAAGGCGCUGGGGCAGGAUGAAUAUGAGAGUUUUGAGGCUGGAGCGGACCCGGCCACUUUGCUUUCCCAGAAGGAUUUGGAUAUCUUGACGGAUCGCAGUGAGGAGGCGUAUGCUCGUGCUGAGAAGGGAUUGGAUACUACUGGACGGGCCUUCAUGGCUGUCGAGACGAAGAGGGAUGGUGAUGGUUUAAUGGCGCAGAUUAUUGGGAAGUAA